CGUCGCGACGCGUAACGGUAACCUUUUGUAACUCCGUGGUCUCCGUGCAGUGAAGAGCAAUGGAGGCUCAUUUCCAAUAAAAUUCCGUGGCUGUACGUAAUGUGUUAUUGAGCGUGUGAAAAGUGAAGAUUUCCGUGUGAUAGUGAUACUUUUUUCGACCGUGAACGCCAGUGAACACAUUGCCGUAGAUCUCUACUGGUAUGGAGCUAGGAGCGCACUGAUAGUGAUAGUCUACGAGAUCUUGGUUUCUAUGCAUCGCCUGCCAAAGAAGAACUGAGCCCAAUGUUUCCACACAAUUCUAGUUCACAUGAGAUUUCUACUGAAACAAAUGCCUUCGUACAAAAUUCCAAGGGGGAUGUAGUAUUAUUAAUGGCAAGUUGUCCGAGUGGGGUGGAGGAAGGGAGAAGACCAGAUAGCGUUAGGUCCUGUGAUAUCAAAUCCGCAAACAACAGUACUAUGGCACGACCUACCAGCCACCCCGUCGCCACCACCACCACCAAUGACUUCAUAACCGUCCUGCCACGCCAAUCUGGUGAGCUUGGCUCAGCGGCUGAAGGCAAGGCCUGCCAGUCAGUGGCGUCAGCAAUCACAAAAAAUCCAGCAAAUCACCUUCUAAUCUACGAUAAUAAUAAAAUAAAUAACCACAACAAUGCAGAACAUAAUCAUCACAAAUACAGAAAGCAAAACAAACCGGGUUCGCCUGGGCAGCUGGGAAGCUCCGCCGAUAACUCUAAGUCUAUUUCUAAGCUCUUAAGUGAUAAUAAGGAUAGCUUUAGUGAUCUAAGCAUUAGGGUACUACAACUAAGUCUAAAGUUAAAGGUGACAAGGGGCGAAGUACGUCAAUCUGCGGGGGAGCCUAGCCUAGUUAGGAUACCCAAGUCUGAUUGCCCCCCGUGGCUGUCGCACGAAUCGUCCGUUGUCGAGAAUUACUCCUUACUAGGGUCCCGCCUUGAUAAGGGCGAAAACAAUAACCUUAAGGCUAAUCUUAGGUUCAUAAGUAAUAAUAAUUACUCCAAAUCUGUGAUAUUGCUCAGCUCAACCCGCGACGGAGAUUACUAUCUGCUCUCCGAAAGCGGCGGUGUCAGAGAAGACACAGCUCUCGAAAAUUUUCGAUUGAAAAAUAAUUCUUCAAGCCGAUGGGAAAGUGUGAAAUUACUAGCUGUUAAGUACUCUCCUGUUACCAAGCAUGAUGGAGCGUGCAGAAAAUUGACCCAAAAUGAUCUUCAAAAUGUUAAACUUGUGAUCUUAUACUCAGAUGGCCGUCUGUUUUACGAAGAUCAUCGUCUCCAGGAUUCUCAAAAUGAUCUUGACGUUCUAGAUAUUUGGUUCAAUCGACCAAACUUUGUCACAAAACUCUUAAAACUGCAUUUUGACAAUACCGCUACAUUAGAGUUGUUGUCCCUCGCACAAGCUCAGAAUUUCGCCACCUGUUCUUCCAAUUCGCUUAUCGUUUCGACAAACGAAUCCACCUCUCUGCUGCGAUCUUUGACCGAUGAAAACCUUACGAAAGUUGAACCUUCUCGACACGCUACUGUGAACGAGCUGAUGCAACGCAUAUGUGUUCCAUUAAUGAUAGAAUGUAAGGUUUAUGUUAACGGUAGUAAUAAUAACAAUAUUGUUAUUGGAGAAGAAAUGAAUAUUAAUAACAAUAAUCCAGAUGUUAUCGAAGACAUUGUUAACGUCGCUGUGUGCUACAAGACUAGUUGUACUAUGACUACUAAUUAUAGGCUAGGGUUUCAAAAUGAUGGUAUUAGCUAUACCCAAGCAACAAUGUUUACUGUUGGUGCUCUUUCAUUUCAGGAUAACAAUAAGUCUAACAAGCCUCUACACGCUAGCUUUAAGGAUGAUAAUUAUCAAGUGUCUGCUAAGAUCGACGAUAAGUUUAACUUUAACCUUAAGUCUGUAUCUAAGUCUACGCUAAGUGUUAGGUUUAGUGAUAAGUCUGAAACGUCUCACGCUACUCGACUAAACAAAUCUGACGAAAAAAUGCACGUUCUGUCGGCUGUUAACAUUCCUACACUGACUACCUGCGAGCCUACGAUGACGCUUAAAUGCCAACCAGCCACCGUCGCAUCCCAAACUAACACUGUACCUGCCUCUCAAGUGGAGAAACACUCAAAAGUUGAUGAUAAAACUGUACUGUUGAAAUCAAGUUACCUUAAAUAUGACCACGAAUCAACUACAAGUAAUAGAAAUUCAUCAAACCAUGACCAAAAUGCUAAUGACUUCGUCUCCCUUAACGAGGAAUCUUACGAAAACGACAUUGGUUUUUCAAACACAUUGAAGAACGAUGAACAUGAUAACGAUAAUGAAGAUUAUGAUGAUGACGAUGAUGAUGACAACGACGACGAUAUCACACCCAAGAAUAUCUUACAAUCUGAAAAAUAUUACCAGAUGACAUCAUUCCACGAUGGCUGUGCUGCCCGUAACGAUGACAAUUGCAACGAUAAUGGCAAACGGUUAAACACCAACAGACCGACCUCAAAUAUCCAAAAAACGAUAGAGUUGUUUGCAAUAGUGCGUGACCUGCUCUCUAGGUAUCAAAAAGUUUACAAAAGCGACUUAGCGCAAAGUGAAAUUAUCUGUAAACAACUACAAAAAGCGCUGCAAAGUUUAUUCAAUCGUCCAUAUUCUUGCAACAAAAUGUAUCAAUCUUCACUGGAAUACAAAAAAAGGUGGGGAAUACCGAUAAUCUCUGGUCUGGCCGGGGGUGGAGAAAGUUCACUAAACACCGGAACUGCCACCAGCUGGGGAUCAGCACCACCUGCGGCGCCUAACAACAACAACAACAACGCCGCCCAAUCCGGUUGGGGUGGAACACCAGGAAAUCCACCCGUAGGCACUGGACCACCAAACAACUGGGGUGGUAAUAACGUGAAUCGACCAGUCACCGCAAAUCCCAAUCAGAAUCAGAAUCAAGGACCCAGUGGCCAGAACAUCCCAGGUGAGGGUAAUGUGAACAAAGUAACCAAUCCGAACCAAUCUCAAAAUCCGCAAUCUGGACCAACAACAUCUCAGUCAACUAACGCAACGUCAGGGAAUCAGAAUAACGGACAGUGGCCUCAGGGAAAAUCCAGCAAUCCUGGUGGAUCUGGCCAGAGUCAAUCUUCUCAGAAUAACAACAACCCGUCUCAACAAUCCACGCAGCCAGGAAGUAGCGCUAAUAACAAUCCGACUAAUAGUGCAACAUCUUCGACUGUAAACAACGCGACAACAGCUGUUGCCAACAAUCCUUCAUCAAAGCAACAACUAGAACAAUUGAACACCAUGCGAGAAGCCUUAUUCAGUCAAGACGGCUGGGGUUCUCAACAUGUGAACCAAGAUACGAGCUGGGAAGUUCCAACAUCCCCGGAACCAAGUAUGACCAAAGAUGGCGUUCCCAUGUGGAAACCACCUGUAAACAAUGGUACAGAGUUGUGGGAAGCUAACUUACGAAACGGAGGCCAACCUCCUCCUCAACAGCAAGCCAAAACACCAUGGGGACACACUCCUUCGACAAAUAUUGGCGGUACUUGGGGCGAGGAUGACGAUGCUGCUGAUUCUUCAAACAUGUGGUCUGGAGCGCCGACUCCUAAUCCGCCCAGUACAGCUCAGUGGCCUGGAGCUGCUGCCAACCAGUCCAGCGGGAUGUCCGGCGGUGGGACCAGUUGGGGCGAUCCAAGAAUGGAUCCCAGGGAUCCUCGAGACUUGAGAACUGUAGAUCCGAGAGAAAUGCGUGAUCCGCGAGAUCAUAGAAUAUCCUUGGAUCCAAGAGAUCAUAUGAGAGUAAUGGACCCCAUGAGCCGUGACCCACGAAUGCCCGAUAUGCGUGGCGAUCCGCGCGGUAUUUCUGGCCGUCUGAACGGCGCAAGUGCCGAUGCUAUGUGGGGACAACCACCAGGACCACAGCACCACCAAAUGAGUCAUCAACACCCGACGGGACCUCCUGCAAAGAUGGUAAAUCCAUCCGGUAUAAACCAGUGGGUAGCGCCACCGCCCAAAGAAAUGAUGCCAGGAAAGCCGUCUGGAUGGGAAGAGCCUUCGCCGCCUACUCAGCGUAGGAAUGUUCCAAAUUACGACGACGGUACUAGCCUCUGGGGUAAUCCAGCUCCAAACCCACGUCCGAUGCCAGGUGGCAAAGUUUCCCACUGGAAGGAGCUACCGACACCCAAUAUGGGCCGUGGAGGAAUGCCCUGCCCACCUGGUAUGCCGCAAAACCGAAUGCCUGGACAGCCAGGCAUGAAGCCAGAUGUCAGUGGCCCGAUGUGGGGUCAUCCAACCGGCCCUGGUGGAAGUGGCGGUGGAGGAGGUGCCGGAGCUGGUGGCAGCGGUACAGGCGGCGGUGGAGGUGCUGGCCGCAACGGAUCCUGGGGAGAUGGACCUCACGACACUGCUAGUUGGGAAGAUCAAAAAACACCUUCUGCUUGGAACGAGCCCCCGAUAAAUCCUCCUGCUUCAUGGGGAGGCCCGACAAGUCAUAAACCAAAACCUAUGGGACCGACCGGAGGAUGGGGGGACACAGAAAUGGACCCGACUACCAGCUGGGCUCAUCCACCGAAACAAAUGCUCACCAAAGAAGUUAUUUGGAAUAGCAGAGAGUUCAGAUAUCUCUGUGAUCUUGGGUACAAGGUACGAAUAUCUGCUACGCCGAAGGAAGACGUGGAAACUGCUUUAAGAAACCGCGAAAUGAACAGAGACGAAGCACAUGAACUUCUCAUUCAAGUACGUCCUCAGGAUCAUUGGCGUCGUCAGGACAGUCACGCUGGAUAUGAUCCUGCUAGUCAAUCUGCUGCAGCUGCCGGAUAUCCGCCAAGGUUUAAUCACGUUGCCCAACAGAUAUCUUUCCCGCCGGGGGCCGGAAUGCCUAGCGUGGGGGCCUCUGGUGGCAUGAGUGGUUCGGUCGCCAGCGCCAGUCUCCUCAAGCUCCAACAACAACAGCAACAACAAGCAGCUGUACAGUUGCAACAACAACAGCCCAGUGUCACGGCAGCGCCGCAGCCACCUUUUAAUCAGACGUCAAGAACGCCACAAAAUCAGCCCUCUACCCAACAACUCCGAAUGCUCGUACAACAAAUUCAAUUGGCUGUUCAGGAAGGCUAUUUGAAUCAUCAGAUAUUGAACCAGCCGUUGGCUCCUCAGACCUUGAUCCUACUUAACCAGCUGUUGCAGCAAAUCAAAGUGCUUCAACAAUUGCAUCAGCAACAUUCAGUGCAGUUAACGCUGAAAGGAAACAGUCAAACGGGACUGCAGAUUAGCGUACAAAUAACUAAGACUAAACAACAGAUCGCCAAUCUGCAAAAUCAAAUUGCAGUUCAACAAGCAACGUACAUGAAACAACAACAGCAGCAACAACAUCCAGCAACGCCAUCUCAAGCAUCUGAUUAUUAUAAAACAUCUGUACAUGAUCCUAUGUCUGCGUUGCAAAAUACCUUCAGUGACUUGACCAUGAACAAGGAGCCUCAAGUAAGCCAACAACAGUCUCGUUUGAAUCAGUGGAAGCUACCAUCCCUGGACAAAGAAGGCGAUCUUGGUACUAAUGAAUUUUCACGAGCUCCCGGUACUACAAGCAAACCGCCGACUACACCAGGUGGUCUCACUCAAUCACACAGCAGCCCUAACAUGAAUCCUUUACUAGGACAAGGAGACGGGACCUGGUCUUCCAGACUUGGUGACAGCGGAUGGCCAGACGCUGGUACCAGUGAUUCUACAGAUGGGAAAGACUGGCAACCCGGUGGUGCUGCUUUCACCGAUCUGGUACCAGAGUUUGAACCUGGCAAGCCAUGGAAGGGGAAUCAGAUGAAGAGCAUUGAGGAUGAUCCAAGUAUUACUCCCGGAUCAGUGGUACGCUCGCCUUUGUCGCUUGCUGCCAUUAAAGAUCCCGACGCAAUAUUUUCAUCGACCACCAAAACCUCGCCGCCACCUUCAGCCAACGCGGACACGUCGAUCCCCAGUCUGAGUAACUCGACUUGGAGUUUCAACCCGCCAGCAACGACACCCAGCGUUUUUGCCAGUUCUAAGAAUACCUGGGGUGAAUCUGCUCCACCGCCUACCGCUGUUACUUCUGAGUUAUGGGGCGCUCCGAUGAGCAAAGCUCGAGGACCUCCUCCUGGCUUAGGAAGCAAGGGCGGUGCAAGUGCCAGUAAUGGUUGGGUUGGUUUGGCCGGAGUUAAUCGAUCGUCCAGUUCAUGGGGUCUUCAAUCCGGUACCGUUGGUAACGCUGCCUGGGUCUCAACUUGGCUUUUGCUGAAAAACCUGACGCCACAAAUCGAUGGAUCUACGCUGAAGACAUUGUGCAUGCAGCAUGGGCCUGUACAAGACUUCAGACUGUAUUUGAACCACGGAAUUGCUUUGGCUAAAUAUUCGUCGAGAGAUGAAGCUAUCAAGGCACAAGGAGCACUGAACAACUGCGUUCUUGGCAACACGACAAUAUUUGCCGAAUCUCCUGCUGACAGUGAGGUUCACACACUGUUGCAACAUCUCGGCCACGGCGGUCAGCAACAAACCGCUGGAACGGCGGGUUCUGGAUGGGGUCUCAGAACUACCAGCAAAGCCGGUCCUCCCCCAGACACGUGGGGCGGUAGCUCAAGUCAGCUUUGGGGAGCCCCACCCGGUGGUAAUUCAUUAUGGAGUAACGCAGGCAUCGAUAGCGGCGAUCAACAAAGAGCUACGCCAAGCUCGUUGAAUUCUUACCUGCCCGGAGAUCUUUUGGGAGGUGAGUCCAUGUAGGCAGCUCCCAAUAUCAUGCGAAAUAAGACACGAAAUACUCAAUACAUGACGAAUGUUGAGAAAGAAUGGUAUAAAACGAUGUAACUUCGAUAAAUUUUACGACUCGUAUUUCUACUACGAUUGUGACCGUACAAGUACAUGCAUACAUACAUAUAUAUAUAUAUAUAUAUUUAUAUAUAUAUAUAUGGAUUGAUAUAUAUACACAUAUAUAUAGUAUACACAUACAUUACCUAUUUUCGAUUUUCUUUUGUCUUUUUCCUUUCAUUUCUUUUUUCUUUUUUUUCCUUCUCGUUUUGCUAGAAUUUUACUCUACUUGUUCCAAGAAUGUCGAAGGAGUUAGUGGUUGUAUUUUGAUACGUUUAUCUUGAGACCAGAUAUUAUCCAACAAUUCUACGUACAUACACAUUAUCUUAUUUUUGGUUAAGCAUCUGUACUAAAAAUAGUCGGCGAAUGUUAAUAUUACCGAUGAAAUGUGACAAUUGAGAACAUUUUUAUUGGAUUUAAAUGGAACUGUUGAAAGUCUUCUCAUAAUGUCAAUUACAUUGUAGGGACACAAAUUGGAAAAAGAAAAAAACAAAAGAAAAAAAAAAACAAUAACAAUAAUGAUGAAAGGAAAAGAAAAAACAAAGAACUACUUAACUCUUCAUUCUUUGUGAUUAAGGUCGAACAAAGAAUUGAGAAACAGCCAAAAAAAAUGUUACAAUUACAAGAGCGAUAUUUAAUUGUUAUGUGACUAAUAUAGUCUAUACACUUGAUUCAAUCGUCAUGAGAAGACUCGUGCUUCCCUAAAAAGUCAUUACAGGUUACAGGGAUCAUCUCUUGAUAUUGAUUGUGAGAUAAGUAUGCAUGCAGUUUAAAUGGAAAACACCCCGAUGAUGAGCAAAAAAAAAAAAAAAAAUUAAAAUAUACUUACACGUGUAUUUGAACAUAUGAAGUUCUAAAUUGUCAUUGAAUGAUACAUACAUUGUUGUGGCAAUUAUGGUAGAAGUGGAAAGUUUGAAAUGCUUUAGGAGAAAGGGACAAAGAAAAAUAAAAACAUAUAUAUCAAAAGGAUUUACUGUAUGCUACGACAAAAAUUUUUGGUUGUCUCUUAUUAAAUUUUGCUGUAUUGAUCCGUACAGAAUUAUUAAGUCUUAGAUCAUGUCUAAGAGUGUUCCAUUUUAUUACUCGUGCAGUCGUGAAAACUGUUUUAAAACGAGUAUCAAACUUAGACUGUACCAAUCUAAUCAAAACUUUACGAGCAUUGACGUCUCAGCUUGUUAAGCUUUUUAACAAAGCAAGGACGCAACGAUACCAAAUGUUAUCGCAAUAACAUAAAUUUUAUUAUAUUAAAAGGAAAGAGGGGGGGAGGGGGGGAGGGGGAAGCAAAAAAAAAAAAAAAAAAAUUAAACAAAAUAAAAAAAAAAUGAAACUUAUGUAAAUCUAAAAUGCCACCUGUCGUGCCAAUGUUCAAUGUGUCUCUGUACCAUUAAUUAUAGAGUUUAAAACUAAAAGCGAGAAAAGAAAAAAAAAAAGAAAACAAAACAAAACAAAAUACAACAAAAACAUUUAAAUAAAAAACUAAACUAGAAAAGAGAAGUGAAAUCUAAUUUUAAAAAGAAUACGUUCAAAUCGAAAAAUUAUAUCGCCAAAUACCCCCAAAGUAUUGGCGGGCCUCUUGUGAUAUAAAAGGGCAGAAAUGGUCGAACGAAAUCAGUGUCGGUCAUUUGAUCGUUUGUCGAAGAACCUGUUUUGCCUCGUACUGGUUCUAAUACAAACGACAAGUACGAUAAUUCAAGACACGCGCAAUAAACAGCGAAUUAAAACCUAUUUAAAAAAAAGUAAAAAUCUCCAUCCGGAGACCGAUCGACGUAUAAAAAAAGAAAAAAAAAAAUACUGCGCAAUAAAAUGAUGGAAUCACACACAUACACAUACAUACACAUCGUAUAUACGUUUAAAUGAAAGAAUAGAUAGUGUUAGAAAGAGAGAGAGAGAGAGAGAGAGAGAGAGAGAGAGAGAGAGAGAGAGAGAGAGAGAGAGAGAGAGAGAGAGAGAGAGAGAGAGAGAGAGAGAGAGAGAGAGAGAGAGAGAGAAAGAGAGAGAGAGAGAGAGAGAAAGAGAGAAAAAAAUGGAAAACUUAAUUUAAGUGACUUUAAAGUUAAGUAAAAAAUAUUAACUAUGACAAGCCAAUCUCACGACAACGCCGCUCAUAACGAGCCGUUCUAUAUUAAAUUGAUUUACUUAAUAAAUGAAUUGUGAAGAAGAAGAAGAAGUUCUAACCAAUGUAAAAAAUAUAUAUAUACAUACAUAUAUAUAUAUUAUAUAUAAUAUAAGGUAAUAAUAUUUAAUGAUUAAAAAAUACUAAAUCCACAUACUAACGAUUAUGAACAUAAGUAUAAUAAUAACGAAUAGAUAAGUAUACUAUAACUAUAUUUAACUGAAAUUAAUAAUAAAAAAAUUCAAAAAAAUACAAAAAAAAAAAAAAAAAAAAAAAAACAAGUAAUAAAAUAAAAAUACAGUAUAGUAUAAUAUUAUACAUGGUUUAAAAUGAAGAAUUAUAAACAGGCCUGUCAACAGCAGUGAUGAUACCAUACAUCUUAUUUGCGCGACAGAUUUACAUUGAUCGAACAGUAUCGCAUUUGAUUUUUAUUUCUUUUUUUUUUCUUUUUUUUUAUCUAUCUUAAAGAGAAAAAAACUCCUUUUUUCUUCUACUAACAAAGCUGUUGUUUAGCUUCGCAAAAAAAUAUUCGCGCAGAAUUGCUUUUACGAUAACGCCUGUGUAACGCAAUUAACACAAGGAAAUCCAAUCAAUUGCAAACAAACAAACACUCAAACAAACACACACACAAACAAACGCACACACACACACACACACACACACACACACACACACACACCUAAGUAUACAGACACGUCAUAUUCACAUGUAUAUAUGUCCUAAGGAAGAAUACGACAAAUGAUGGGACGAAGUUUAAUGUGUGAAAGAGCGAGAGAGAGCGAGAGAGAGAGAGAGAGAGAGAGAGAGAGAGAGAGAGAGAGAGAGAGAGAGAGAGAGAGAGAGAGAGAGAGAGAGAGAGAGAGAGAGAGAGAGAGA
Messenger RNA from Neodiprion virginianus, 9778 nucleotides. RefSeq names its product trinucleotide repeat-containing gene 6C protein (gene gw). The record is from RefSeq and is a predicted model, not a curated record. Lineage: Eukaryota; Metazoa; Arthropoda; Insecta; Hymenoptera; Diprionidae. Gene Ontology annotation, cellular component: P-body; nucleoplasm. Gene Ontology annotation, molecular function: RNA binding. Gene Ontology annotation, biological process: positive regulation of nuclear-transcribed mRNA poly(A) tail shortening; miRNA-mediated gene silencing by inhibition of translation. The transcript is spliced from 16 exons. Bases 283 to 6705 code for a protein of 2140 amino acids.